Messenger RNA from Paramecium tetraurelia, 422 nucleotides. RefSeq lists its product as uncharacterized. The record is from RefSeq and is a predicted model, not a curated record. NCBI's taxonomy places the organism in Eukaryota, Ciliophora, Oligohymenophorea, Peniculida, Parameciidae. The transcript has 3 exons.
AUGAAUAUUGAAAAUUAAUAAUAGCACCAAUUGUAAAAGAGAAUAAAAGAAAGGUUUGUUUACGAGGCCAAAUUUUUAGUCGAUUAAUGGAGAUCUAUUUUUGAACAAAGACACCUUUAAGAUGGAAAAAUGAUCAAGUACACUCUCGACCAAGCUGCUGAUAUUGUAGGAAUCUCAAGAAAAACAUUAGAAGAUUAUUAUUAUUGUCUGAAAAAAGCAGAGAAAAUAAUUGAUAUAAAUUAAUUUAUGAAUUGUAAAAUGGGAGUAAUCCGAAGAAUUAUAAAAGAACAUAAGAAGUAAAUUGAUGAGUAAAAUUUAAUGGAUACAAAUUAAUUCUUCGCCUUAGAUGAAGAAAAUAAAGAGCCAAGAAAAAAUAGUUUUGAAUACGAUGAUUGAGUAACAAUGAUAAUAUAUAUUUGUGU